This is a messenger RNA of Corythoichthys intestinalis (scribbled pipefish), 2660 nucleotides long. RefSeq lists its product as uncharacterized. Lineage: Eukaryota; Metazoa; Chordata; Actinopteri; Syngnathiformes; Syngnathidae. The transcript is spliced from 9 exons. The record is from RefSeq and is a predicted model, not a curated record. Bases 577 to 2532 code for a protein of 651 amino acids.
ACCAACAGCCUGUAACAGUUGUUUUAGUUGAAAUUACUUCAUGCGGGAAUAACGUUUACGGCAGAACACCGGGUAUUACGUCAUUACCGUAACUGGGGCCUAUUUUGGGUACGUCAAUUCUGUUCUUGAUUUUAAAAAAAUCUAUUCCUGAUAAACAAGCGAAAGAAAAAAAACGAAUUUUAACUGAACUGCGUUAAAAAAAAAAAAAAGAAGAAGAAGUGGGCGCAUUUUACAAGGGUUCCUCCUGCAUCACUAGACUAGUUUAAUAAAUGCUUGAAAGAACAGAAUGUAGCUGAAUGCUAACUGGUUUCAGCCGAGCUAACACGUACAGCGUUCAUUCGACGUGGUCGGCAGGCCCUGGAAAGAUAAUAGGUGUCGACUUUGAUGGCAUGUUUUUAUACAGAAUUAACCUGUAAGGAGAGUGAAGAAUGUUGGCCUACCUGAAACAUCGUGUACACAGUGCGAACUCCUCACCGACAAUGACGCCUCAGCGACCGGUACUCAUCCACAGGCAGCUGCAGCAUUCCCACGCUGCCUACAACCUACAAGUACUUUUGAAAGUUUUGCUACUGGAAGAUGCUCGGAACAAGCUGGAAAAAGAGCUACACAUCAUUACAAAUCAGGUACACUGAAGAAAGAAUGUCGCAACCCAAUGUAUAUGACGACAACAAAGUGGUCCUGAUGUCCUCUUUUUCAACAAGUGGCUUCAAUGAACUUACCAAGGCUUUAGAUGAGACACGUCAAUCAAUAGACAAAGUCUCAAUCCUGUUAAAGGGCUUAAAACAUGAUUCCAAAGUUUGUCUGCUACCUUUUCAGAAAAAUGUAGUAAAGACAAUCCAGUGCCAACCACCAGAUGCCAAAGGAGUCUUCUAUGCUGAUGCUCUUAGGUUUGGAUAUCAGCCGCACAACUCCAAUAAGAAUAACAUUGUCGAAACAGUCCAGAUGCUGAGAGCAAAAUAUACCUUUCAAUGGCUGACAGGAUUCCUCAAUGCCAAUCCCGUAGUGGUGCAAAUGGAUAAACUGGCUGCUCAAACCAGCACUGCUGGGUCUGUAAACUCCACAUUAAGUUCUAAUGCUGAAAAACAAAGAAUACAAAAAUGUUUCGAUGAUAAAUGCCAACCAGAGGCUGCGAUAGUUCCCUCUGCCAUCAUUAGGAGCCCUCAGGUCAACUCUGAGUCAACACCAAAGUUUAUGCGGGAACCUGGGGAUGUUGUGCUUGUACAACACGCAAAACAAAGUUCCGGCCGGCAGCCACACUUCCUCGGGCCUGAAGACCAAAUUAUGUGUGAACCAGAGGUGUCUGUGGACCAGAGCAAAUGUUCGGAGCACAGCAAAUGUUCGUCACAGCUUGCGCAGCCCUCUGUGGAAACUCAAGAUAAAUCUAUUAAUGAAACAACACAAGAGACGACUGAUUGCAAACUCCCAGAGACAGCUAGUAGACCAAACCAAGUACCUAUUUUCAAGAUCAAGCAGGGGGAUUCAGAUGGCACGCUAACAUUUGCUUGUGUAAUUGCAACAAAGGCUGAAUUGUGGGAUUUUGGAUUUGUUAAGACCGACGACAAUGCACGACAUACCCAGGCCCAUGGAAAAGCUGAGGAAUGCUUCUCUGACGUCAGAGAAUGCCGAAGUGAAAAGUCGGGAGAUGACAAUGCUUGCGUGGCUAAAACUGUAAUAAUGCCCUGCGAUAAUGUUGAAAAUGACAAAUACUCAGAUUCUCCAAAAAAGGCCCAAACUGUGUUGGCAAACAUUCCAGAGUUCCAAGUGCAAAGGUUUGAGGAACAUGAGGUUAUUGUGUCUCAUAUUGUGAGUCCAGGCAACUUCUAUAUCCAGCAUGCUGACUCCAUCUCGAAAUUGCAGGCAAUUGUUGCUGGCUGCGAACCCAGUAGUUCACGUGCUGAGCAGAUCUGCAUUCCUGUUAUCGGAGCCUGUGUAAUAGCCUGGUUCCCUAAGGAAGAACAAUGGUGCCGGGCUCAGGUGGCAAAGAUAUGUGGUAUAAGCAAAGCUGAAGCCACUGAGGAAGCCAGGGUUGACAAAUCCAUCAUGGUGGAGGUAAGGAGACUGGAUUACGGUGACAUCGCAUGUGUUACGCUUUUCAAUUUAAAGGAGCUGAGUCCAGAAAUGUGCAAUUUACCACUCCAGGCAUUGCAAGUCUCAAUGGCAAAUGUGUUUCCCAUAAACGGGACUGACUGGUCCGAGGAAGCAGUUGAUUGGUUUAAAGAGAUGGUGUAUAACCGGACGUUGUAUGCCCGAAUUUUCACGCAGGCACCCAACGUGUCAGUCGAGCUUUUCUUGGAAAGGGGGAAAUUGGGAGCUAUGAGGAGGGGACCGUCAUUGUCUUUGCGGCUAGCCCAAAACGGACACGCCAACCACAGCAAACUGAAGAACAUUGGUGCUAACUUACGAAAAAAAAAUAAUGUUCAACUGCAACUGAGAAAGCAGGAUUUAGAGUGGGAGAAGUACCUCAUCUCGUGCUACACUCAGCAGAUCAAUAAGCACACAGAAAAGACGGACCAUUCCAAUGUUUUUUAUUAGGUAGCAUAAAUCAUAAAAUAAGUGUUAAUAGUGCUUUACAUAAGAUUGUCCUUAAAUGUGUGUAACUUACUUCAGUGUGUGUAAUUCUGUUCUAUUGCCAGAAAUUAAAGUGCCUAAGACAGAAUUUA